Messenger RNA from Scomber japonicus (chub mackerel), 2164 nucleotides. RefSeq names its product MAX dimerization protein MLX (gene mlx). Gene Ontology annotation, biological process: regulation of transcription by RNA polymerase II. The record is from RefSeq and is a predicted model, not a curated record. Bases 1 to 738 code for a protein of 245 amino acids. Gene Ontology annotation, cellular component: nucleus. Gene Ontology annotation, molecular function: protein dimerization activity; RNA polymerase II cis-regulatory region sequence-specific DNA binding; DNA-binding transcription factor activity, RNA polymerase II-specific. The transcript is spliced from 8 exons. NCBI's taxonomy places the organism in Eukaryota, Metazoa, Chordata, Actinopteri, Scombriformes, Scombridae.
AUGACCGACCCAACAACGUCGCCAGAGGACCACUGGAAAACAGACGGUGCUUUCAGCGACAGCGGCUUUGACCCCAGUUUCUUUGCUGAAACCACCAGAAAGGGUACCGUUGUGUCCAGGGCUAACAGCAUCGGCUCAACAAGUGCCUCUUCAGUACCAAAUACAGACGAUGAAGACAGUGACUACAGGCACGAGACGUCGUAUAAGGACUCGUAUAAAGAUCGGCGGAGACAAGCGCACACACAGGCUGAGCAGAAGCGUAGGGAUGCUAUCAAGAAAGGCUACGAUGACCUCCAGUCAAUAGUACCGACCUGCCAGCAGCAGUCUGAAUUUGCAGUGGGAGCACAGAAGAUCAGCAAGGCUACUAUACUGCAGAAAACAAUCGACUACAUUCAUUUUCUUCAUAAAGAAAAGAAGAAGCAAGAGGAGGAAGUUUCCGUACUAAGGAAAGAAGUGAUGGCUUUGAAGAUCAUGAAAACAAACUAUGAGCACAUAGUGAAGGCCCACCAGAACAACCCACAGCAGGGAGAGGAUCAGGUGUCUGACCAGGUCAAGUUCAACAUCUUUCAGAGCAUCAUGGACACCCUGUUUCAGUCUUUCAGCAAUUCUGUUUCAGUGAGCAGCUUCCAAGAACUGUCAGCCUGUGUUUUCAGUUGGAUUGAAGAGCACUGCAAGCCCCAGACGCUGAGGGAGUUUGUUGUCGGGGUGCUCCGGCAGCUCAAUGGUCAGCUUUAUUGAUCUAAUGAAACCUCUGGAGUGAAUUUCCAGAAAUUGACUUUGGGCUUGCUCUGGCCUCUCAGGGUGGAGUAAAAACUUCAAAUCAGCCUCAGGCCACACCGCAGUAUUUACACUCUCUUCAGCGCAUCAGUGACUGACUCUCUGGCUGCAAUUGGAUUACCUCAACCCACACCAUGGCAGAGAUGAAAAGUUGCAUUGGUUUGAGCAGUAAUAUGUUUAAGAUUACGUUCUCAUUGUAUAAUGGUACAUAAACACAGCAUCUGCUGACUCUUCAUAUUUCUUACUUUUAUUCUGCAAAGAAAUGCAGAGGAAACCGUUUCCUAAUUAAUGUAUGUGUUAAAGGCAUCAGGAAGACAUCAGCUAGUGUAGAAUGAAUCUUGUGCUCACGGUCUUCAGAAACAGGAUCCCCCCCCCCACACCUUAAAAAAAAAGAAAGACAAAUCAACACUGUCACCAGUGUGGUUUCACAGGCAAGAUUGUCACGUAUGGAGUUUGAUAUAACAGCUGCUGUAAACUGUCUAUCUAACAGACGGAAAUAGCGAGAAGAGUGGUGAGGAAACUGGUGAGUCCACACCUUCCUCUGUCACGUCAAGAACAUUACGACCUAAUGCUGAACCGAUGCUUCAGUGCACAAACACUGAGUCGGCCAUAUUAUUCCUGAACUGUUCUUAGCUACUGUACUUUUCAGUGUAAUUGUCUCUUCUCCUGAGUUGCUAUCAGGAGCAUGCUCUACAGAGCUUAUGCUUUUUAUCACUGUGGCUGGAUUACAACACAAUUCUUUUACCCUUGAUGUGACAAGCCAGCAGAGGCUGAAAUUGCUCGUACUGAGUGACAUGUUAGCAUGAGACAGGUGAGCCAUUUAGGCAGCAUAAAGGUUUGAAAUGUACAGUUGUGUGCAAAGAUUUGGGCCCCCUUGACAAAUAACAUUUUGGUGAUUUAAUUUUUAUUUUUUCAUUGAACAGUCAUUAGGAUAUGGAACAUAAGAUACUACUCUCAGCAAACAUUAAUGCAUAUUUUUUCUGUCAAUUUGAUCAAAAAAUAAAAACAUAAUUGUGGCCAUGUGCAAAAGGUGGGCACUCAGAGUGGCAGUCUCAGAUUCUUCUUACAAGGUCUCAGACCUUCAUCAGCUCUUUAAGCCUGAAGCACAUCAACAUUAUCAUUAUGAAAUAUUAGCUGGUGCCAGUUUCAAAGUUUUACAAAUUCUCGGACCUUGUCCAAACGUGUUCCUCUAAGCAGUUGUGAAUAACUCUGAAAAUUGAAGUUAUUGAUGCCCACAAUGCAGGCUAACAGAAGAUAGCAGCGUGUUGUCAGCUCGUAGUCUCCAUAGUAAUUAAGAGAUGGCAGUUUAGGGGAACCUUUUUGUAGCCGACAAGACACUUUUUGUGGCAUAAUGAAACGGUUUAUGUUCCAGGGCUGAGAAAGAUUA